Ylistrum balloti is the source of this 1241-nucleotide messenger RNA. RefSeq names its product carbonyl reductase [NADPH] 1-like. The coding region runs from base 109 to 972 and encodes 287 amino acids. The record is from RefSeq and is a predicted model, not a curated record. The transcript is spliced from 8 exons. Gene Ontology annotation, molecular function: carbonyl reductase (NADPH) activity. Lineage: Eukaryota; Metazoa; Mollusca; Bivalvia; Pectinida; Pectinidae.
ACAUACUCAAAUGUAAAAUAGUUGCACCACGUUUUAAAUAAAGGAAGGGAGAUAAUUACGUCGCGGGUCAGAGUAGUUAUCAGAGGAGACCCCAGCGUACUUCGGACUAUGGGAGGACAAAGGCGUGUAGCCGUGGUGACCGGCUCCAACAAGGGCAUUGGUUAUGCUAUAGUAAGGGGACUCUGUAAACAGUUUGAUGGGGAUGUCUACCUGACAGCCCGGAAUGAAAGCUUAGGACUCCAGGCGGUGAAAGAUCUAAAGAAGGAAGGACUGAACCCUCAGUUUCACCAACUGGAUGUGACAAAACCAGACACGAUUGUCAAGAUGCGGUCAUUUCUCAAGCACACGUACGGUGGACUGGAUCUGCUGGUCAAUAACGCGGGGAUAAUUUUUGACAUAAAUUCUCCCACUGAAGCAGGUGAUCAAGCGGAGUCUCUUAUGAAGACUAACUUUACUGGGCUCUGUAAUGUGUCAGAGGUCCUCUUCCCAUUGUUACGGCCUCACGCGAGGGUAGUCAAUGUGUCCAGUAUGAUAUCAGUUGCUGCUCUGUUUAAAUGCAGCAAUGAACUACAACAGAAGUUUACUGAUCAAAACAUCAGCUCAGGAGAGCUAAAACGUCUGAUGCAGCAAUUUGUUGAUUGCGUCCAUGCGGGUACUCAUGGUGACUGUGGUUGGCCGACCGGCAAACUAACCAGUGGCUACGGAGUAUCAAAGAUAGGGGCAACGGUCAUGUCCUUUAUACAACAACGGGAGUUUCUUAGAGAUUCCAGGCCGGAUAUCGUGGUCAACGCGUGUUGUCCAGGGUACGUUAAAACUGACCUUACCGGCCAAUUGGGAACAAAAACCACCGACCAAGGUGCAGAGACUCCACUUUAUCUAGCCUUGUUGUCCCAAAACACCGCAACUCCUAAAGGCCAGUUAGUGUCGGAAAAGCAGAUCGUUAGUUGGGAAGCGAAACAAAGCAAGUUGUAAGUUCUUGAGAAAACAUCUGCAGUGAGACAUUGAGUGAGGAAAAAUGCAUAUUGGAAGAAUUAAAAAAAAUGAGUUGGUGAGAUAUAGUAACUAGGGAAUGUAAUGAUACAAUUUGAAACAAAGGUUGGAAGCUGUUAACUGUAGACCAAUUUGUCAACCCUGAAUGUCUACCCUGGACUGACUUUUUAUAGGAUUCUAGGUCUAACAAUUUUAAACAUGCAAAGCAAAAUAUGGCUUUAGCUUGUGCUUCAGAUAUACUAGGGAAUUAA